Molecule: messenger RNA, 1290 nt
Organism: Cylindrotheca closterium
Lineage: Eukaryota; Bacillariophyta; Bacillariophyceae; Bacillariales; Bacillariaceae
Source: the annotation of a GenBank genome assembly
AUGCCGUUGGCAAGUGCGAUCAGUCUUUUCUGGGUGAAUCGUCUCGGAAACACCCUAUCAGUAGCAGGUCAAGCUGCUGCCAACCAGGUGUACUCUUCAGCAUUCUGGUUGUUUUCUUUCCUUCCAAGCGUAACCGCGACCCUUGUUUCCAAGGCACAUGCUAAUGGGGAUCUACAAGCUACACAAGACGCCGUAUGUCAGGCAUUUCUUCUUGCAUUACUCAUAAGCGUGUUUGGCGCAUCUUUCAUGUUCUUCUUCCCCAAUAAAGCGUUGGCGUCUAUAUUAAAACCCGAUUCGCCUACCCUAGAAAUUGCUAGACCGUAUCUGAAAAUAAGGGCGUUUUCUUUUGCACCGAUGUUGAUAUCAUUUGUUGGCUUUUCUGCAUUUCGGGGAACGAUGGAUGUUCAGACGUCAGUCAAAGUUACAUUGGCUGCAAAUCUUGUCACAAUGCUAUUGGAGCCAAUUUUGUUGCAUGUUCUGAAGAUCGGAAUACGGGGAGCUGCAUUCGCUAGCCUAUGCGGUGAGAUAGUAUCGGCCUCGGUUUACUUGAAACUAUUGACGAAGCGAAGGUUUCUGGCAUGGAAGAAUGUGUUCAGAAUACCUUCAUGGGCGUCGGUCGCACCACUUAUAAAGGGCGGAAUAUCCUUGCAGCUCCGAAGUUUUUGUAUGAAUUUCACAUUUCUGAUGGUUGCACGGGUCAUUCAAUCCCUUGACGAUACCGGAGUUUCCGCAUCAGCACACGCCCUUGCUGCCCAAACAUUCCAAUUGGGAGGAAUAGUGCUUGGUGCAUUAGGAAUGGCGUCACAGACGAUGGUACCAAAAGCACUAGCGGCCACAACAACGAAUGAAGACGGUUCGCUAUCGUCUUCCAAUGAGGCUAAACCAUUGAUCCGAAGAUUGCUGAUGUGGGGAUCUAGUCUUGGAUUCGUCAUUGGAUUGGCCCAACUGGCUUUCCUUCCUGCAAUUUUGAAGUCGAGUCCAUUGGCUGAAGUCAGAGAAGCUGCUCGAGUCCCUGCAUUAAUUGCUAUUUCAUUCCAAGGAGUGAACGGCAUUGUCAGUGUUGGCGAGGGCAUCAUGAUGGGCAGCGGACAUUUUACAUGGCUGUCAAUCAAUAUCGCCUUGGCAGCUCUUGGAUACCUAGCAACACUUCGGGUCUUUCCAAAACGUUUCGGUCUCGCAGGGGUAUGGGUUUGUCUAUCAUGCUUUACAUCGAUUCGGUUAAUUGGCGUACUAGUUCACCUCUAUGUUCGCAGUCCGAAGGAGGAAAGAGCAAGAAACAAUCUAUCAUAG